CGUACUGCCUUAUGUCGUCAGUUUCGCCCUCCUGUGUCUUCAGGAGGCGGGAGACGGGAGGGUCGAUCCUGAGAAUAUCUAAUGAUUUGUAAAUAAUACAUACAGAAUACGUCUCAAAGCCCAACAUUGAUCACUUCGGACUCAUCUGGUUUCAAAUGGAAGCAGAUGGCUUUUUGAGGAGACGACGGAUGUCAGCUGAGACCCCCGGCGGGGACGGAGGGGUUGUUGGAGCUUCGGCGGGUGCAGAGAUUCGAUGGCUUGGUGGCAGGUUUUGGGGCGUUUCGGAGGGGAUUGUCGGAAGCUUGUCCCCUCGGAUUGGAGGUGACUCGGAACUUCAGACUGUUCUGCAUGGCGUUCCAGAAGCCCCCGAAAUCCCCGAACCAGAUUACGAGGGUCUGCCACAGGGCGCCUCCACCACUACCCACAUGCUUGCAGGGGCCGUCGCAGGCAUCAUGGAGCACUGCUUGAUGUUUCCCAUCGACUGUGUCAAGACACGAAUGCAGAGCCUUCAGCCAGAGCCUGCUGCACGCUAUCGUAAUGUGAUGGAUGCACUGUGGCGCAUUGUGAGGACAGAGGGCAUCUGGAGGCCCAUGCGAGGGUUAAACAUCACGGCUGUGGGAGCGGGCCCUGCUCAUGCGCUCUACUUUGCCUGCUACGAGAAGCUGAAGAAGACAUUGAGUGAUGUCAUCCACCCUGGGGCAAACAGCCAUUUGGCUAACGGAGCAGCAGGAUGUGUGGCCACCCUGCUUCAUGAUGCUGCCAUGAACCCUGCAGAAGUGGUGAAGCAGAGGAUGCAGAUGUACAACUCUCCAUACCGUGGUGUUUUAGACUGCAUGCGGGCCGUGUGGCAGAAGGAGGGUGCAGGGGCAUUCUACCGCAGCUACACCACCCAGCUGACCAUGAAUGUGCCCUUCCAGGCCCUGCACUUCAUGGCUUAUGAAUACCUGCAGGAGCUGCUUAACCCCCACAGACAGUACAACCCCUCCUCCCACAUGGUGUCAGGAGCACUUGCAGGGGCGCUGGCCGCUGCGGCCACUACCCCACUGGACGUUUGCAAGACGCUCCUCAAUACCCAGGAGUCCGUGGCUCUGCACUCACUCAACUCCAGCGGAAACAUCUCAGGCCUGGCCCAUGCCUUCCGGACAGUGUAUAGGCUGGGUGGCCUGCCUGCCUACUUCAAGGGAGUGCAGGCUCGUGUCAUCUACCAAAUGCCCUCUACGGCCAUCAGCUGGUCUGUCUACGAGUUCUUCAAGUACGUCAUCACCAAGCACCAGCACAAGAAGUGGAAAACAAACCGGGAUGGGGAGAAGUAGCAUGCCAAGCAGUCGUGGUGCACCCAUCUCAGCAUUGGACCUGCUUCUGGACUGAAUAGAAAGUUAAAACGCACAUAGAAUCCUUACGCUCCCUAUUUGCCUUCUUUCAGACUCUGUUCAUUUGAAAAGGGGUCCUCACGUGGUUAACCAAACAAAUUCAGUUUACUACAGCCAGUAAUAAAGAAAUUGUUUGAGCCAUUGUCAUAAGUAUUUGCACUUAACUUUUUGAGCUCCAAAGUUAUUUUAUGAAAUGUAAAUAUUUGCCGUGAGUCCCACGAGAGGGCACUGUGAUCCUUUGUCUCAGAGGCUCUCCAAGAUCAACAGAAAAGUGUGAGACAGCAAUAAGGGACUUAAGAAUCUGAAUGCCCAUUAAAUGGCGUGUGACCUUUGCAAGGUCCUAGAUGUGCCUGUUUGUGGGGAGAGUACUCCUCCCAUAUUCCUUCCACUUAUUCUCCAAAUUCAGGACAUGUUUUCCACCACAGUGGAAGCAUUUGUAUUUUGACUGAGAAGAUGAUUAUUCUUUUUAAAUAUGACCCUUUCAUGACAGUAGCACCCCCUGCAAAUUACUGCUAUUCAGGUGAUUUAUUUGUCUGCUCCCACUUUGAGUUCAGUUUUUAUAUGCCGGACUGCUGGGACGCUGUUGGAAAAAAACAAGUGGAUCAAGUUUAGGCAGUAAGUGUGCGAGAAGCUUCCUCAUUAAGAAGGCUUAAGACUCUUUGGUGAAGGUUCUUGAGUCCCCAGUUCCCUCCACAAGGCCAUGUGAAUGAUCUGAGCCUGCAAUAGUCCUCCACUAAUUUGUUAGCGUAUGAGUCUAAUUAAACUCAGGUCUCUAAGUAGACCUUUUCAGACAAUGCCAUUUAAGGUUAUGUUGUCCAACAGCAGAAGCACCCUCUUACAAUUAUGAGUGGGUCUGAACACUAUGAAUUAUUUUGUCCAACUACCCUGUAAAGUUUAUUGGCAGUCAAUAAAAUGUCGCGGAUUUCCCUGAGAUGCUUGACCAA
Molecule: messenger RNA, 2314 nt
Organism: Scleropages formosus (Asian bonytongue)
Lineage: Eukaryota; Metazoa; Chordata; Actinopteri; Osteoglossiformes; Osteoglossidae
Gene: slc25a28
Product: solute carrier family 25 member 28
Exons: 4
Coding region: 156-1313 (385 amino acids)
Biological process (GO): iron import into the mitochondrion
Cellular component (GO): mitochondrial membrane
Molecular function (GO): ferrous iron transmembrane transporter activity
Source: RefSeq, a predicted model, not a curated record